CGCGUCCGAAUACGAAUGAUCUCCUCGUUCCGCCAUGUUGUGCGGAAGCUCUCAACGUGCAGACUCUACACAACUACAUCAAGUGCAAGCUCAGUCAUAACACCCACACAUUCUAUAUACCUCAGCACGUCUACGAAUCCAUAUUUUAAUCUCUCGUUUGAAGACUGGCUAUUCAGACACGCGCCCCAGAAGGAGCCGCUACUCCUACUGUAUAGAGAUGCACCAUGUGUUGUCAUAGGACGCAACCAGAACCCAUGGAAGGAGGUCAACCUCCGUGCAGCUCGUGCUCAGGGCAUUCCCUGGAUGCGUAGACGCAGCGGGGGCGGGACGGUGUACCAUGACCUUGGUAACACGAAUUUCUCCAUCCAUGUCCCACGUACGUCUUUUGAUCGUGGUGCGACCGCACAGGUUGUGCUCCGCGCCGUACGUGCACUCGGGAUCAAUGCUGAUGUGAAUGAGCGGAACGAUAUUUGUGUGGGAGGUGAGAAGGUGUCGGGCUCAGCGUACAAGAUCGUGAGCGGGCGUGCGUACCACCAUGGGACGAUGUUGAUCAGCACGAGGCUUGAGACACUGGGGGACUUGUUGAGGGUGGGGAAGGAAACGAUGAUUACCAAGGGUGUUGCGUCUGUGCGUUCGCCUGUGUGCAACCUCGCUCAGUUCAGUGAGACAGUGAGCAAUGACACGUUCGUGAACGCUGUCGUGGACUCAUUCAAAGCCGAAUACGGCGUUAACGAUGAGCCAUGCGUCGUCAACGAUACUGACGACCUCGCGCAAAUCGAAUAUAUGCAGCGUGGGAUGGCAGAGUUGCCUAGUUGGGACUGGGCUUUUGGCCAGACGCCCGAAUUCGAGUACACGGUCACGAAGUCGUUUGUGUGGGGGGACGUCACAGCACAUAUCCACGCUCGACACGGGAUCAUUCUCUCUUGCACGCUGCAGGGGUAUGGAUUUGUCGAAGAUGAAGAGCUGGGUGUAGAUGUAAGUGGAAAGGUGGCGGAUGUGUGGGCGUGGCUGAAGGAGGAGACGAGUUCCUAUGAUUGA
Molecule: messenger RNA, 1038 nt
Organism: Suillus paluster
Lineage: Eukaryota; Fungi; Basidiomycota; Agaricomycetes; Boletales; Suillaceae
Exons: 8
Coding region: 16-1038 (340 amino acids)
Biological process (GO): protein lipoylation
Cellular component (GO): cytoplasm; mitochondrion
Molecular function (GO): lipoyltransferase activity
Source: RefSeq, a predicted model, not a curated record